This is a messenger RNA of Lactuca virosa, 817 nucleotides long. The record is from the annotation of a GenBank genome assembly. NCBI's taxonomy places the organism in Eukaryota, Viridiplantae, Streptophyta, Magnoliopsida, Asterales, Asteraceae.
GUCAGACUUCAAAUGUAUCUGAAAGGGGAAAAAACAUGAUUCCUAUAUUUCCCUAACCCUACCCUAGUGUCUCUUUUCUUGCAUCCAUCGAAGAACACCGACCUUCAUCCUUGGCUCUUGCCCCUGCAUCUCGGACGUCACAGAUGACCACCGCCUCUGUCUCACAGACGACCGUCGCAGGUGUUGCACAACACACCGCCGUCGCACAUCACUCCCGGUAUCAUUUUUGCCUGCACAGAAACGAUGAACUUCCCUCCUCAGCCCUCCUCAAAUCGCCGACGCCUCCAGACCUCCGUCCUAGUUCCACUCUGUCAUUAUCGCCACUCCGUUUUUAUGUUGCUCGAUCUUAUGGUGUUCCGCUGAAAAUUUGAUAUGAUACAAAUAUACAGUUAUCAAGAGUGAUUUUGGGACAAUUUUAUUAAGAUACAUGUGAAGUACAUUGAGUUCAUGCUUUGAUUCAAAAUCUGAUUCAAAAGGUCUAAUAAGGAAACAGAUUUGCUGAUUAGUAGGAGAAUGUGUGGAUUGGGCGGUCAAAGAUUGAUAACAAACCAAAAUUUUCGUUUUAUAGUAUCGUAUUUGAUUUGAAUGGAAUUUGAAUUUGAGUUUGAUUGUAUUUGAAUUUGAAUGUAUUGACUUUUGACUUAGACUUCCGUUAAUAAUGCUUUGGGCGGGAAUUAGUUUCUGAGAAAAGAGGUGGAAAUGACACGUGGAUUGUUAUGGGUUAUUAGAGGGACAUGUGGCACCUUAGAGAGGUUUGGUUUUUAUUAGGAAGAGAGAUUUCGACAAGAUGAUUAUGUCUGAGAUAAUCUACUAAAGC